AUGUCUCCUCUAACUGUGGACAAGAUUCACAUCAGAAAUUUCCAGGCUUAUUAUGAUGACACAACCAAGACAGAUACCAAGGAAACGGAUGAAAUGCUCUACUAUAAGACCCAGAACUUCUAUUGUAAAGUUGGAAUUGAAUUGCCAACUUGUACAGCAGACAGAGACUGGUCAAUAGGAUUGGUACAAGCCUGCGACUACAUGCAUCUGGAGAAUAAUUAUGGAGGCUUAGGAAAGUCUCUCUGGGAAUUCCAUCCUCUGAAAUCUGGUCUACGUCAAUUCAUCAAUGAUAGUGAUGGUAGACAGUACCCGUUCUACAGUAUCAGUCAAAGCCUCUAUAACAUUAAAAAGGGUAACGUAAAACGGGCCCUCGUGAAUCUUCAAAUCAAGGACUACUUUCACCCGUCUGUAGUAUGGACCCUACCCUAUUCAAGAGGUGUUCAUUUGACGGAGAUUGGAAGACAUCAGAGGUUUUACAUCUGGUUGGUAGCCAUUAAACACGGAAGAAAGGCCUGUGGACAGGAAGAUGAAGUUCACAUAUUACAAAAACUUCGGUGGGAAUAUGAUCUUCACAUGGAAAUCGAUCCUUACAUGCCGGUUGGUCAGAAGGUUAGGAGGAUCUACGAUACACAAGCAGAUUCCAUCGCAAUGUGUGAUUUUAAUCCAAGUCAGAAACUGCCAAUAGAGGCAACUCAAGCUCCACAUUGUAAUGCGGCUCAGUCGCUGAUUUGGUAUCCAAGAGAUCAGACGCGGCAUUCUAGAAUCCUAGUACCUCCGAAACAGAUCAUUGUACCUUGGGAAAAAUGGGUUUCAGAUAUGCUAGGUCCAUCUGCACGUUCUUUACUACAAAUGGCAGAAUUUUUGUAUCGGACUUCUGACUUUGAGGGUGCGCUUGUAUAUUUUCAUCGUGGAAAGCAAAUUCAUCCAAAUUCACGCGCUUUUGGACUUGGUGUUGUAAAAUCAGAGGACGCAAUCAAUACACUUAUUGGAGGCCAUUUAAGGUCAAGAUUUAAUUCCUUUUAUGGAACCAUUCAAGAUAACUCCACACAUUUAGAAAUACAAACAAAUGAAUCAUCCUCUCAGGCUCAAGAUAGUUCACCAGAAACCGCGAAGAAUUUCAAAUACCCGAAAUCUCUGAUGGGACAAUCGUUUGCUUCUGUUCGGCAUUUUACUAAGUUAGCUCAAGAGGAAGGCCAUUAUGAAAAAUACUUGAAGAAUUCAAAAGAAAUUCGAGAAUUAUUAAAUGAAAUCUAUCAAUAUCUGGAGGGAAGAUCGGAGUUUUGGCAACAGCAGGAUGCUACUCUCGUCAACCCCAAAAAGAGAUGUGAAAGGAAGGCUAAACGGAAGACAGAUUUGACCGAUCAGCUUGAUAUCCUUCAGAGAAUUGCUCAAUUACUACAAGACAUUAGUGACGUUCAGUGCGAAAGUGAUUACGAAAAAGCACUAUGCUUAUGCUCGGCUCUUCGCAAUGACUUAAAACAAUUGAAUUCCGAUUUUCCGGAAUUUAACGAAAUAUUGGCCGAUCUCAAUGCAUUUGAAGGUGUCGCAUACUUCCAUUUGCGCAAUUUCGAGGAAGCUCAAAAGGCCUUCAAUAACCAACUAAAAAUUUGCGAGAGUUCAAACUUACAGAACCAUCUACCCAGGUGCCUAGAGAAUUUGGCUAGAACUUACACAAAACUGCAAAAUUUUCGGACUGCAAAAGAUAUAUGGUUAGAACGCUUCAAAUACGACAGCAAUAACCAGGACAAAAUGUGGAUCCAAUUUGAAAUUGCCUUCUGUUGUUUCGAGCUUUGUGAAUACGAAGAAGCAAUUGAAAGGGGUUUUGCUGUAAAGCGUCUAGCUGAAAUAACCUUCAGUAUGAACUGGGAGUUGAAGGCCUCUAUUGUCAUUGCACAGUCUAACUUGGCCUUGAAAAAUCUUUGUGAAGCUCAAAUCUACUUACAGAGUGCUCAGUACGCGGCUUAUAUUUUGAAUCAACACGAUUUGGAGCCUUUAUUAGCUAAAGCAAUUGAUCUUAUCGAUGAGGAGACGGACAAAGCUAAUUAUGGGGUUGUGAAAGAGAAGUGCAGACUCUUGUGUAGGUUUAAACAACAUCUUUUUGACUCGAGAAUAUUACGCAAGAAUUCUAAGAAUAAGCGGCUAGGAUACGGCUACCAUCGGGGAUGUUUUCGAGCGUUGCUUGAUCAGGUGCCGUAUUUACGACGACCUCCUGGUCCAUCUUUCGUGGAAGCCUAUUAA
Rodentolepis nana is the source of this 2238-nucleotide messenger RNA. Lineage: Eukaryota; Metazoa; Platyhelminthes; Cestoda; Cyclophyllidea; Hymenolepididae. The record is from the annotation of a GenBank genome assembly.